AAAGACACGAUCCCUUGUGCGUCCUGAAGCUAAGGUAGCCAGAUUGUUCGAAAUCGGUGCAGAGAACGCCUUUUAGCACCCCUUGUUUCGUCACUUCGGGCCAUGUAAACCGGAAAUUCGCGGCCCGUUACCACUGAUGUUUCCAAGUUGGUGUCAAGAGUACGGUUACUCUACGUCUUCUUCAUCCUCCACGACUGGGGGUCAUGCGACAGGCUCAGACGGUUUUCCGUAACCCGACUGACUUAACCGGCCAUCCGUGAUAUGCCGAUGGAACCUGCGAUCGCGUUCUGUUGAACAAUAAAAGCUUUAUAGGCAACAAGGGUCGCUCCUGAGCGCCACUUACCGUGAACCCUCUCUAAUCUGUUACAUUCUGGCCGAGGCAGAGUGCGACUACCAACCGUCGCUGAAAACAGGAAACAGGGGAAAACGUCAUAAUCAAAUGGCAGCAUCAGCAGCGGGUGCGAUUCUGGCUGUCGCCUUUGCUGUUGUGUCGUGCAUGAAAGCCUCGGCUAACCUUGCCGUGCCUCCUGGAGCAGUAUGCAUUGAUCCUCCGACGUACAACGUUUUGGGAGCAAACUACACAGAAUGGCGCAACUUGUCCACUGUUGGCUUCAACCCCAACAAUACUGCACCCCCAUUCAUUCAGGUCUUUGACCCUUCGUUCCUCGAAAUCACCGGACCAUCUGCAACGAUCCGCUUAAUUGCUUCUAAUCCUGGCUUUGCUUUUGCCCAUGAAGCACCCAUCUACGUUCCAGACCUUAACGCAGUCUUCUUUACAAGCAACGAUGGCGGUGCGCUUGGGUACAGCGGCUGGUACAACAACAGCGUUGUUAGCAUGAUCAACAUGACAGAAGUCGACUUGGCACUGUCUUCUACGACUGGAGAUGUUGAUAUACAUGUUCAAACGCUCAACCUCCCGGACACUGUCCAGAUGGUAAACGGGGGGACAGGCCCAUAUAAAGGCGACCUUCUGCUCAUCACCUCAGGUCGCGCUCUACUUCCUUCUUCGAUUGUGCGCGUCAAUCCCAACCCUCCCUACAACGCCACUGUUCUUCUGGACAACUUCUUAGGCAGACAGUUCAACUCGCUCAAUGAUAUUAAAAUUCUUCCCGGCACGGACAUCAUGUUCUUCACUGAUCCUACCUACGGGUGGCUUAACGGUUUCCGUCCUGAACCAAUGCUACCAUCACAAGUUUACCGCUUCGAUCCGUCCACUGGGCAGGUCAGAGUCGUCGCUGACCAGUUUGUGCAUCCGAAUGGUAUUGCAUUCACCCAAGACGGCAAAACUGCAUUUAUUGCCGACACCGGUGCUUCUGGAGGAUUCCUCGGAACGAAUCAGACCCUCCCAGCCACAAUUUACCAGUUCGACGUUGAUCCACGGACGCAGUCGUUCAUGAAUCGUAGAGUGUUCGCCUACGCUGACUCCGGUGUCCCCGAUGGCGUUCAGCUCGAUACCAUGGGCAACGUCUAUGCAGGUUGUGGCGAGGGUACCCACGUCUGGAAUGCAGAAGGCAUGCUCAUUGGAAAGUUUUACCUGAACAGCACCACGGCUCAGAUGAUCUUCACGAAAUCUGGUCUCGUUAUUUUGGACGAGGAGGCGGUAUAUCUAGCAAACAUUCAAGCUCAGGGAUUGAACCUUGCCACACCGUAGAUUCAUUGUGUACCAUCCCGGAUCAUGUUACA
Molecule: messenger RNA, 1683 nt
Organism: Suillus paluster
Lineage: Eukaryota; Fungi; Basidiomycota; Agaricomycetes; Boletales; Suillaceae
Exons: 6
Coding region: 440-1651 (403 amino acids)
Source: RefSeq, a predicted model, not a curated record